CCGGGUCCGGCAGCGCAGCAGCAUCUGCUCCCAGCCGCGUGCCAGAACAGCCACGUCAGGAGCCAGAAAUCUCUCCAGCCGACCAGGACUGAAUCCCUGCUCUGGGUAUAGUGAGAAAACGAGGAGCCCAGCGCGUGCCCACGUGUCCCACUGAGACGAGAGAAAAUAAUGGAUCCCACUGGGACGAAACUGGGGCCGGAGUUUUAUCCUGAGAUCCCAGGAAACCCCAAGAGCGGAGCGGAGCCAGGUAAUGGCCGUAGCUGCAGGCUCAGGAAACAUGCUGCAUGUACAGUCUCACUGAGUGUUGUACUUGUCGUUCUGGUUGUUGCUGUUGUUGCUCUGGCAGUGCUGGUACUUAAAGCACAGCCCCAAUUCAUGGCCUGGUGCCCAGACGGCUGGAUCGGAUACCGAGGGAAAUGCUACUAUUUCUCCGAGGCUGAAAAUAACUGGAACAACAGCCAGAGACACUGUUUUGAGCUUGGUGCUUCCCUGGCUGUGAUCGACAGUGACCAGGACCUGGCUUUCAUGAUGCGAUACAAAGGCAUCUCCGAGCACUGGAUUGGCCUCUGGAAAGAGCAGGCGAGACAGACCUGGAAAUGGGUGAAUGGUUCUGAUUUCAACAGCUCGUUCCCGAUGGGAGGAGGAGGGGACUGCGCAUACCUGAAUGACAAGGGCGUCAGCUCUUCAAGGUGCAUCACUGGGAGAAACUGGGUCUGCAGCAAACCUGAUGCAUAUACAAGCCAGAAAAAUGCAACUCAGUGUCAGGAGCUGAAAAGCUUCACAAUGGGCUACUAGAGAAACUGCCUCUCGCACAAUUUGUCUACAGUCGAAUUUAUAAACAAGGGCUGAAGAAUAAAAUAGAAACAUUUCCAGUGGAUGCUGGAUUAUUAGGUUAAUUAAACUGAAAAAUGACAGGAGAAAGGAACGUCAGCAGGGUCUGGCCACAUGAGAGGAACGGGCCACAAAUGAAAUAGUGUGACAAAUACAGAUAAGGUCCAGCAGAGGAAGAACUAGGCAUUACUCAUCCAUCUUCCUACGUCCAAAUGCAAUUGCAACAGCUCAGGAGAAGGAGCCAAGGUGAACUGCUGAUCCCACUGAAAUCUAUGCACAUUUUCCCAUUCAAUUCAAUGAGGCCAGCGUUUCACCCGGGGUGUCAUUGUAGAUCACCCAGUGCAAACCUUGGCUGAGUGUGCAGCAGCUGACAACAAAGCAAGCAAGAUGUUGGGGUAUAUUGGGAACACACUAGGUGAUGUUACAGAAAAUUCUCUGAUGUCAUUAUAUGAAUCAAAGGGACACCUGAUGGGGAACACUGUGUACAGUACAGGUCACCCAUCUCCAGAAGGACGCUGCAGAACGAGAGGAGGUUCAGAGACUGGUAACAAGAAUGAUGGGAGGCCAGGUGGGACUUUCGUGUGUCGAGAUUGGAGCUGUUCUUGUCGGAGAAUAAGAGGAUGUGAACAAGGGGAGAAAAACAAAGACUGGGAUGAGGAAGAUAGAUUGAGGUGCUGCUAGUCAAUCCAUCUCUUCAUACAAGAGCAAUGGGAACACUUAACAAAACUGAAAAUCAGCAAAUUUGCAACUGAUCAAAGGACCGAUGUUUUUGCACAACACGCAAUUAGUCUACAGAACUCACUGCUACAAGAUGUUGUUGAAACCAAGAGUUUGGCAGGAUUUGUUUUUAAAAGGACUGGGACAUUAGAGGAGUUCUUGUUCAUACAAGAGAGGAAAUGAACAGAAGGGAAGGGAUCCAAACCUUCUUACUUCAGGGCAUGAAGCACCAUCUAAGUAAUGAAGAUCAGGAGGAAACUUCUCCAUUUGGUCGGUUAUUCCGUCACUGUCCACUAGGAGGUCUCUUGACCUGUGUUCUGAAGCCGCUGGUGCAAGCCACGAAUGCACUAUAGCUCUGAAUUCGUCUUGCAGUUACUCUACCCAGUGACCUCACCCUUUAAUAACCGAUGGCUCUUCCUGCGCCAAAGACGAUCCCUGCAGCUUUUAGAAAUGAAUUCAGCCUUAGUUUUGCUUCCUGGGGCAGGACCCCCGGGCAGUGUGGAUUUUUGCCGAGCAGUGCGGCUGGAUAGCAGCAGAUGUUCAGGAUGUCCAGAACUGACUUUCCAACCCCAGGGCUCCUUUUCAUUGGAGCAAUUUCCCUGCUAGAGCUGCCCAGUGCUCGGGAAGGAGCAUUUAAGAGAGUGCCUCCAUGCUCCAUGGUAGAUUAUCCAUGUGGAAUUGCUUCGUUUGAUCUCAUUUAAUUUAUUUAUUAUUAGGAUGACAGAUCUAAAUAGUUGAUAAAUCAGCCGCUCGCUGCUUUUAAAACAACCGUCUCUCCUGUCUUCUCCAAAAGGGGGUGCAGACAGGGAGCUUUAACACUCUUAAUACGUCCCAGAGAAAUGGGAAACCGGCCUGACUGAACUCACGUGGGCCAGUUCUCUCAGGAUUCAGAGUUUAAAUUCUUUGGGCAAACAACCCAGCUGUGAAAAAGUCACCUUAACUGAUCACUCCAGUGUGUAUGGUAAUACCCAUUGU
Molecule: messenger RNA, 2523 nt
Organism: Gopherus evgoodei (Goodes thornscrub tortoise)
Lineage: Eukaryota; Metazoa; Chordata; Testudines; Testudinidae
Product: C-type lectin domain family 2 member D-like
Exons: 6
Coding region: 169-795 (208 amino acids)
Source: RefSeq, a predicted model, not a curated record